AUGUCUAACUACUGUGAAAUAACGAUAACUGAUUUUGGAAAAGUUAUCGUAAUGGAAUGUCAGAGUAAUCAAAAACAAAGAUUACGUUCCCCUAAGCGCUCCGGCACGACACCACUCGGUGAAAAUGAUGUCAAGUCAAAUCAAGAUGAUAUUAAGUAUUCAAAUCGAAUGGAUAUUUACAGUGACAGUAAUGAGAACGCUAUUAAAAUUAACGAUGAUCCAACAUCAGAGGACGAUAGACCACCAAGGCUUCCACCACGUCCACCUCCAAGACCUCGCAACACAAUCAACAGUGAAUCAGUUUUUUUACGUAGCCUCAUCAUGGGGAUACGAAUGAUCAAUUUGGAGAACAAUAAGCAUAAAAAAAUGAGCAAUAGUAUAGGCGAACGUAGAGUAAUCAUGUCAAUUCAAUUGAUGCUUCCACCAAGGCCAGUAGAUCCAAAUGUUGAUCCAUAA
Clunio marinus is the source of this 456-nucleotide messenger RNA. The record is from the annotation of a GenBank genome assembly. Lineage: Eukaryota; Metazoa; Arthropoda; Insecta; Diptera; Chironomidae.